Telopea speciosissima is the source of this 1146-nucleotide messenger RNA. Its product is annotated as (DL)-glycerol-3-phosphatase 2-like. The transcript is spliced from 6 exons. The record is from RefSeq and is a predicted model, not a curated record. The coding region runs from base 73 to 795 and encodes 240 amino acids. NCBI's taxonomy places the organism in Eukaryota, Viridiplantae, Streptophyta, Magnoliopsida, Proteales, Proteaceae. Gene Ontology annotation, biological process: glycerol biosynthetic process. Gene Ontology annotation, molecular function: sn-glycerol 3-phosphatase activity.
CCGUCUCUCGGUUCUCAUAUUCUCUCAUCGCAGGCAACAAUAGAGGUAAAGUUCCGGUCAUUCAUCUCUAUUAUGGCGAAUCCAUCUUGCGAGAUCUCAACCAGAGGACCCAUCAUCACUCAUGUCAUCUUCGAUAUGGACGGUCUCUUACUGGACACAGAGAAAUUCUAUACUCAAGUCCAAGAAAUUAUACUAGCUAGAUACAAUAAGACUUUUGAUUGGUCUCUCAAGGCAAAAAUGAUGGGAAAGAAAGCAUUAGAAGCGGCUCGGGUGUUUGUUGAUGAGACUGGAAUAAGUAAUUCUCUUACUGCAGAGCAGUUUCUUGAGGAAAGAGAGGAGAUGCUUAGGAACUUGUUCCCAACUAGUGAGCUUAUGCCAGGAGCCACCCGUCUGAUCAGACAUCUACAUGAAAAUGGAAUCCCUAUGUGUGUGGCAACGGGUUCUCAUGCACGGCAUUUUUCAUUGAAAACUCAGAGACAUGGUGACGUAUUUUCAAUGAUGCAUCAUGUGGUUCUUGGUGAUGACCCAGAAGUUAAGCAAGGCAAACCUUUUCCAGAUAUUUUCCUUGCUGCUUCCAAAAGAUUUGAGGGUGGUCCUGUGGAUCCUCAAAAGAUCCUUGUAUUUGAAGAUGCGCCCUCGGGUGUUGCUGCAGCUAAGAACGCUGGGAUGUCUGUUGUUAUGGCCCCAGAUCCAAGGUUAGAUAUUUCUCACCAUAAAGCUGCUGACCAAGUUAUCAGCUCACUACUGGAUUUCAGCCCUAGAAACUGGGGCCUGCCCCCAUUCCAAGAAUUAUAGGUCGUAGUUCAGGUUACAAAAACUUAAAUUUCUAGUGCUACAGUAAUUUCACAAGCAUUCUUGAAAUCAUGGUUUAGUUUCCUGUAAUCUCAUUAACAUCUACAGACAUUAUUCAUUUCUUUUAGGGGAUGAUUGUAGUUGACAAUGAAUUCUACAGUUGUGAAGUAUUUAUAUUUCUGUAGUGACUACAAGGAGGAUGUGACAUCUUUGAUAUCAAGAAUGCUUGUGAGGAUUACUUUUUUAUAUUUUUAGUUUUGCAGCAAGGAAAUGUUUUUUCAACUUUUAAUUGGUAGUUAACCCUGCCGUAUGAUAAACAAAUGUCGUAUAUUCAAUUAUGACUCAUGAGAUACA